AUGCAGCAUCUAGCCGAGACCAACACAUUCUGUGUCAAAUGGGCGCACGGCGAGCUGGAUCUAGUCUCCUCGGACUUUGCGCAGCAUAUCCGGUCUCUGAAGAUCCAAUGGAAUGCCUACGACAGCGACAGUCACGCGAACAUGGACCUCRUCAAAAGCUGUCCGAGAUUGAGAGCACUUCGGGUCGUCAUCCGGACCAGCACGCUGUUCUACAGUGAGUCCCACUCUGCGGAUCGCUGGGAGGAUAUGGUGGGCCAGGAUCUCAAGCACACGUCGAUUGUAAGAUCCUUGUCUCUGGUGCGCGGUAUCGAGGAUUUCUCCUUGGUCUACGAAGAACCACAAAAGCCGCCCUUGCACCAGGCCAUCGACAUCUCCGUAUACGUUUCUUCGUGGCUUAUGGCUAAGACGGAUGCAAAAGCCAAGCGGCUCCGAGCAAGUUUGGAGGAGACCUUGCGCGAAACAGUGACAGGGCCGAAGCAGCUGAUUGUGCGGAAGCCAGUCGGGCAGGAAGGCGAUGCUUUAAAUGCACGCUCCAGAUUCCCUGGGGAAGCCAAGRAGGGUGUGAAGUAUGGGUUUUAG
Molecule: messenger RNA, 579 nt
Organism: Ramularia collo-cygni
Lineage: Eukaryota; Fungi; Ascomycota; Dothideomycetes; Mycosphaerellales; Mycosphaerellaceae
Exons: 1
Coding region: 1-579 (192 amino acids)
Source: RefSeq, a predicted model, not a curated record